GUUCCUAUCGCCACGUUCUUUCCCUUCACAUUCAUUACAGGACCAUGCCGAAUCAAUCUGCGGAAGUUGUAACAACGCCCGAGGCGUCGACACCGGUCGCUGCCCAUGCAAGGUCUCCGUCGAAGUCCCCAUCGAGAUCUCCCCCGGGUCAGAACGAACUGGUCCCCGCAGAUGAUUUUGAUUAUGAUCCUCAGGGCGAUGCUGACUCAUCCCUUGGGGACGACGCCGAGAGCUCAACUGCCUCAGUUUCUGCUAGCAUCCUCGAGUACCGUCGGAGUCAGGGGCGCACGUACCACAGCGACCAGUUCACCUCCAAUUACUUUUUCCCCAACGACGAUCAACAACUAGAGUCCAUGGACUUGACGCACCACUACUUGACACUUCUUUUGGACAACGAACUGUUUCUUGCUCCUGUAAAGACAGACGCCAUACAGCAAGUUCUAGAUGUUGGUACCGGAAGUGGUAUCUGGGCCAUUGAAUUCGCCGAUCGAUACCCCAGCACGGAAGUGAUUGGCACAGACCUCUCCCCUUGCCAGCCCCAAUGGGUCCCCCCGAAUGUCCGCUUCGAAAUUGACGAUGCGAUCCAACCAUGGACAUGGAAGGAAAAUUACUUCGACUUUAUCCAUAUUCGAUACCUCUUUGGCGCCAUCAAGGACUGGAACACUCUAUUCAAGGAGGCAUACCGCUGCUGUGCUCCAGGAGGCUGGGUCCAGUCGGGAGAGGCCGACGUCACGUUCCGCAGUGAUGAUGGAACUACCGAGUUGGAACCUGUAUUCGAAACCUAUCAGAAGCUCUUUGAAAAUGGUGGCAAGAUUCUAGGCAACUCCUUUUUCGUGCACGACUUGCAGCGAAAAGCGUUUGAAGAGGCUGGCUUUGAAGAUGUCAAAACGGUAGACUACAAGUUUCCUAUUGGCGGUUGGCCCAAGGACCCGAAACUCGCUGAGAUUGGUCGAUUCGUUAAGCUUACGCUAGAGAAUGACUUGGAGGGUUAUACUCUUAUGAUGUGGCACGAUGUUGUCCAGUGGCCCAAAGACGAGUAUCAGGUGUUUCUCAUGCGCCUGCGCAGAGCGAUACGCAACCCCAAGGUACAUAGCUACAUGACUGUGCGUUACGUCUACGCCCGCAAGUAG
Fusarium falciforme is the source of this 1130-nucleotide messenger RNA. RefSeq names its product Tam methyltransferase. The record is from RefSeq and is a predicted model, not a curated record. Gene Ontology annotation, molecular function: methyltransferase activity. NCBI's taxonomy places the organism in Eukaryota, Fungi, Ascomycota, Sordariomycetes, Hypocreales, Nectriaceae. The transcript has 9 exons. Bases 45 to 1130 code for a protein of 361 amino acids.